Messenger RNA from Fusarium poae, 1653 nucleotides. RefSeq lists its product as uncharacterized. The record is from RefSeq and is a predicted model, not a curated record. NCBI's taxonomy places the organism in Eukaryota, Fungi, Ascomycota, Sordariomycetes, Hypocreales, Nectriaceae. The transcript is spliced from 5 exons. Bases 1 to 1653 code for a protein of 550 amino acids.
AUGGAGAUGGGAAUAGAUCACGGCAGUAACACGACACGGCCACCUAAACACCAAGACUAUCCCGAUACCUACUUUGCCCAUCCCGAGCAUUCUGGAGUCAUUCACACACACAUUGCCUUGAUGGCUAUUUCUUGGGUAUUCAUCCUUCCCAUCGCUGUCAUGUUUUCGCUGGCACGGUCUCGUUUUACUUUGCAUGUACAGUUCGUGUUCCUAGCUUUGAACACUUUAGGAGUCUUUCUCGGUGUCGUCUAUAACACUCAAACCCCAGACUUGUAUCCUGGUAAUGCGCACCACAAGAUUGGCUGGGCUGUGACAUGGGUCGUCUACGCCCAGGUGCUUAUGAAUGCUGUGGGCCACAUUGCUGGUAUUCUCCGAGGGAAUGAAGGCAACCGAGGUAGCAGAGAGGGACAUUGCUUCCAACCUGUCCCAAACUCAGAGGCCGAAUACACUUUAUACAGUGGCUACCACGAUGACAGCCCAUACCGUACUUCUGAUGACACUGGACGAGGCACCGAGCCAAACAGCCCGUCCAUCGAGAGCGACUCGGUAUCGACACUCAAUGAUAUGGGAUCGCCUCCGCAGCACCCCGAAAAGGAUUAUGAAGACGACCAAGACUUGGAAGAGCUUUCGUUAUCAUCUACUGCAUCUCCUGGAACUUUGGCCCGUCAUGUGUCCAAAAUUACAACCUCGAGAGUCUGGAAGUACCUCGGCAUUGGCUGUAAGGUGGUUGAUCGCAUUAUUCUUCCUUUCGGCUCUAUCGCGAUUGCCACUGGAAUAGCCACUUUCGGCCGCUUUUUUGAAGGAGAAGGAAUCUUCAAUGGUUUGGCCCACUGGAUCAAGGGUGGCGUUUUCUUCUGGUUGGGAAUCUUCACCCUGGGACGCUGGUCUGGCAGUUUUGGCGAGCUCGGCUGGGCAUGGAAUAUUCGUCCCAAGAACCAUCCCAAGGGAUGGAGUCCUUCUGCUGAGCUCGUUGAGAGCUUCUUGAUCUUUUUCUAUGGCUCUACCAACAUCUUCAUGGAGCACCUUGGUGGUUGGGGAGGGGCCUGGACUGUGCAGGAUAUGGAGCACAUCUCCAUCACUGUUCUUUUCCUUGGAGGAGGUCUGUGUGGCAUGCUCAUCGAGUCGACUCGCAUCCGUAAUCUCCUUAACAUGACUGUCCAAGACAUCAAGCCAAUAAAUCGCCAUACAGUCGAAGACGCAAACGAGGCCGAGGAUCCUGAUACAUAUGAGUUGUCGCUGAAUCCCAUCCCAGCUUUGGUGAUUAUGUUGCUUGGACUCAUGAUGAGCUCACACACGCAGCACACCAUGAUGUCCAGCAUGGUUCACAGGCAGUGGGGAAAUUUACUCCUCGGAGCUUCACUUGCUCGCGGUCUGACAUACUUUUUGAUGUUCCUCAAACCGCCAAAGUCCAUUCUUCCAUCACGACCCCCUACCGAGUUGCUCGCCGCAUUCGGACUCAUAUCUGGGGGAGUUAUUUUCAUGGCUAGCAGCACUGAUACUAUUGAUGGGAUGAUCCAUUAUGGCCUUGAUGCCAUGUUCAUGUAUACCGUCACGAUGGGCCUUGUCGGACUCUUGAUGGCCUGGAUUAUCAUUGUCCUUGCCGUCAAGGGAUGGGCCGUGCGAAUCGAACGACGCGGCAUGUCGAAACAGUGA